AUGGAUGGCAGUAUGCCAGGCUUCUCCUUCACUGUCUUUCAGAAUUUCUUCAAAUUCACGUCCAGUGAGUCAGUGAUGCUAUCUAACCAUUUCAUCCUCUGCUGCCCUCUACUCCUUUUGCCAUCACUCUUUCGCAGCAUCAUUGUCUUUUCCAGUGAGUCAGCUCUUUGCAUCAGGUGGCCAAAGUAUAUCCAUAUACAUAUUUUCCCUUUUUUUUUUUCAGCAGUAAAAAAAAAGCAAAAAGUAUGUGUGUGUGUAUAUAUAUAUAUAUACACACAUGUAUAUAAGUGUAUCACUGUGCUGUACACUAGAAACUAA
Rangifer tarandus platyrhynchus (Svalbard reindeer) is the source of this 318-nucleotide messenger RNA. NCBI's taxonomy places the organism in Eukaryota, Metazoa, Chordata, Mammalia, Artiodactyla, Cervidae. The record is from the annotation of a GenBank genome assembly.